AUACGCAUGCGUUGAAGCCGACGGUAUAGCGAUGUGUAGAGUUGUAGAGUAAUUCAUAAUUUUAUUAUGAGUAGUUAAUUUUUUUCGGACCUUAAAUUAGCUAAAUAUCACUGAAAAUGACGCUAUAUCACUUCGGUAACUGUUUGGCAUUGGUAUAUGUGCCAUACUACUUAACUUACAAAUAUUCUGGCUUAUCAGAAUAUGGUGCUUUCUGGAAAUGCAUUCAGGCAGGUGGUAUUUACAUCUUUACACAACUCGUAAAAAUGCUGGCACUUGCCACAUUUUUUCCAACAGCUGACAAUAUUGGUGAAGAGGGUUUUGAUGUGUUUGGAGAAUUUUUAAAGUCAUCUAUUGACUUAGCUGACUUGGUAGGAAUUUUGCUGGUACUAAAUAGCAUUCCUGGGAAAGGCCAUGCUAAGGUAUUAACUGCUGGUAUAGGAUGGGCAGGAGCGGAAGUGCUACUUACAAGAUUCUUACUGCUUUGGGUCGGAGCUCGUGGUGCUGAGUUUGAUUGGAAAUAUAUUCAAAAGAGUCUUGAAUCAAAUAUCAAUUUGGUGCAACACAUAGCAACUGCAACGUUGGUUUGGUUGUGGUCUCGACAUGAUUUACAACGUCGCUUAGUUCCUGUAGUAGUUAGUAUGCUCAUACUCACAGUGUACAGGUCACUUGUGCUGGACUUUCUUACAUCGUUCUUAUUAGCUGGCCCAUGGUGGACACUUAUUAUUAAGGCCAUUACUACUUUGUUCAUAAGCGCAACAACAUUACACAUUUAUGCAGGUCUCGCAUAUUCAAUUGGAAUUUUCUAAGCAACAUAUUUAUUUUCCUAUUUAUUAAUGUACAGUUGCAUUGAAGAAUGACUUCCAUUCCAUUUUCCAGUAAUGUAAUUAUACAUUAAUAAUAUACGUGAUACAUAUGUAUAUUCAUAAUACAUGUGUAUAUUCACGAUAUAUA
Messenger RNA from Linepithema humile (Argentine ant), 951 nucleotides. RefSeq names its product BOS complex subunit TMEM147. The record is from RefSeq and is a predicted model, not a curated record. Lineage: Eukaryota; Metazoa; Arthropoda; Insecta; Hymenoptera; Formicidae.